Vespa velutina is the source of this 4129-nucleotide messenger RNA. Its product is annotated as peroxidase-like. The record is from RefSeq and is a predicted model, not a curated record. Gene Ontology annotation, biological process: response to oxidative stress. NCBI's taxonomy places the organism in Eukaryota, Metazoa, Arthropoda, Insecta, Hymenoptera, Vespidae. The coding region runs from base 841 to 2961 and encodes 706 amino acids. The transcript has 17 exons. Gene Ontology annotation, molecular function: heme binding; peroxidase activity.
AAUAUUUAAGAACAUUUUGAUUAUUAUUAUUAUUAUUAUUAUAUUAUAUUAUAUUAUUAUUAUCAAUAGUAAUAAUAGUAGUAGUAGUAGUAGUAGUAAUAAUAAUCGAAAUAGUAUAGAAUGGAUUAGUCCUACAGGAGAAAUCACGUAAAAAUAAAGCGCUGGGAGUUCUAUUUCAUAGGUAGUAUAGAAAUGAACUCAUGUUUUAAUUUGUAUUAAAAUAUUUAAUGUAAUAUAUAAGCAUUCACUAAUUUAUUUUUAAGAAAAUUUAUAUAUUAAUUCUUAUAUGUGUCAAUUAUAUUUAUUAUUUUGUAUGUAUUUAUCGUAAAACAAAUGCGUAUCGAUGUAUUUAGUACGGAUUACUGCGAUAUACCAUCAAAGAAAAAUAUACAUAUGAGAGACUGAAAAGUGUAAGUUCGCAGUCUACUAAGUUAUUUAUUCUAUUCAACAAAACCGAUUAUUAUGUAUGUAUGAGAGUAAAAAUAACAAAACAAGCUUAUAUAUCGAUACUAUAGAUGGUGAUAGUGUUUUCUAACUUCUAUUUAUAGUUCAUAUUUUGUUCAUACCUAUCAUUGAAGUCAAGCACGAUUUGAACAAAAAGCGGUAAACAAUGUAUAUACUAAUAUUAUAUGCUCGUAUCAUUUAACUGUAAUUGAUUGCCAAGGUUAAUAAUUAUUGCACAAGUGACUAGAGCAAAAAUACUAAUACAUAUUAAUAUGUACAUACAUAUUAUUAGUAUAGUCUUCGUUUCAUUGCAAAACGAAAACCACGAACGAUUGUUCGUGCUUAAUAAUGUGGUGAUUGAAUCUUCCUAUGUUGUAACGGUCCUAUUAUUCAGACAUGUUUGAAAGAAAAGUGUCAUGGUUAUUGUGGUUUCUUCUCGUUGGCAAGACCUUCGAUCUAGGAACUGCUGCCAUUGAUGUAAAUUACCAAAAUGAUACAACGGCAACGAAUUCGGAUCAAGACAAGAAGAACUCUUCGGAUCUGACGAGCUCGGAAUCUUCGUAUAGUAACCUAUAUAAAUAUACUAUUCAAAAUCUCUUCCCUGUUACUUCGACGUUCAGUACAUCCUUGACGUCACCUACCGUAAAUCAUGUUUUUCCUCUACCACAACGAAUGACCUGCGGUGAUACGUUCAAUGGACAAUGUCAGAGAAAUAGAUAUCGUAGUUUUGACGGCACUUGCAACAAUCUAUUCAAUCCUACAUGGGGUGCAGCCAAUACACGAUACGGACGUCUUCUUUUACCCAAUUAUGCGGACGGAAUCCAAGCACCAACAAGGUCAGUUACAGGAAACGAAUUACCUCUAUCACGGUUGGUCAGUUUUACACUCUUUCCUAGUGUCGCUAUCAAGGAUAAUAAGUUAACAUUGGCUGCUAUGCAAUGGGGUCAGAUUAUAACUCACGAUAUGGCCUUGAUCGCUGGAUCUACGCAAUCAAAUCCUCAUAGUGUUCAAUGCUGCACGUCAGAUGGUCAUUUCUUGCAUCCACUAGUAAGUGAUUCCAAGUGCUACCCCAUCGUUAUACCUAACAAUGAUCCAGAUUACAGCAAAUCCAACAUACAAUGUGUAAACUUCGUUCGUAGCAUUACUGAUCUUGACCGUGGUUGCAAGCUAAGAUAUAGUCCUGCUGCGGAACAGUUAACAACCGUUACACAUUAUCUGGAUCUUUCGAUCGUUUAUGGAUCAAACGAUCAAGUUGCGAAUAAUUUACGUGCCAAUAUUGCUGGACGGAUGCGCGUAGAUAUUCGUAGUAAUAGAGAAUGGCCACCAGCUGCGACAAACAAGUCAAAUACUUGUAAUCUCUCUAGUUCAGAUGAAGUUUGUUAUCUAUCUGGUGAUUCUCGUGUAAAUCAAAAUACCCAACUAACAGUAUUGCAGAUUUUGUUACUCAGAGAACACAAUCGUAUAGCUAGUAUACUGGCAAAUUUGAAUCCACAUUGGUCAGACGAAACAAUUUAUCAGGAAACUAGGCGCAUUGUUAUUGCGGAACAUCAACAUAUAUCAUAUUACGAAUGGCUACCAUUAUUUCUUGGUGUCAAGCAGACGUACGAUAACAAUAUCCUUUACAAGACCAAGGGUCAUGUAAAUGAUUACGAUUUUCGUAUUGAUCCAAGUGUUCUUAAUGAGCAUUCAACUGCUGCAUUCAGAUAUUUCCAUUCUCUUAUUGCAGGCUAUCUCCAAUUGAUAAAUGAGGAAAGACAAUCAGUUCCAUUCCCAUUAAGACUCAGUGAUUAUUUGAAUAAACCUGGCAUUAUUGAAAAAAAUGAUAACAUGGAUGAACUUACCAGAGGUUUAUCUUAUCAAGCACAAUUGGCCAGUGAUCAAUUUUUUGACAAAGAAAUAACAUUAUACCUGUUCAAAGGUAAUAAACCAUUAGGCGAAGACUUACGUGCCAUAGAUAUACAUAGAAAUCGUGAUCAUGGACUCGCAUCAUAUAACGAUUUUCGAGAAUAUUUUAAUCUAGGAAGAGCCAAAGAUUGGAACGAUUUUAGCGACUAUAUAUCUCAUGAUAAUAUUCAAAAAUUGGCGAGUCUCUAUGCUCACCCUGAUGAUGUAGAUUUGACUGUUGGGGGAUCUUUGGAAGAACACGUACCAGGAACUCUUUCUGGUCCUACUUUCCUUCGUAUUCUUAUCGAACAAUUCUAUCGAACGCGAGUAGGCGACAGAUACUGGUACGAAACUGGCGACCCUGAUGUGGCAUUUACCAAAGAACAAUUAGAAGAAAUACGAAAGGCUAGUAUAUCGAAACUAUUUUGUAACAAUGGUGAUAAUAUUCGAUUAAUGCAACCCAAAGGAUUCGAACUUGUCUCCGAGUCAAAUCCAAUUGUUAAAUGCACAGAUCUUCCGGACAUAGAUUUAUCACUAUGGAAAGAUCAUGGACCUAAAAAGAAGAGUAUUUAUGAAUCUAUUUUCGAUUAUUAUAGAAAAUUAAAGAAUGACAUAGUAGUAUAUUUUAAGUAAAAACAUCUUCACCAAAUGGUCAAAUUUUUCUUUUUAUUAAUUGUUAAAGUUCUAUUAUAGGUAUUGUUAAAUAAAUUUGUAUAUAAAAAAACUUACAUAAAAAUAUAUACAUAUAUUGUAUAAAACUCCUAAAAUAAAUUUACUGGCACCUGCAUGUUCGAAAAAAGACAAUAUAUAAAAAAAUAUAUGCGAUAUCUUAAUUAUUCUAGAUAAAAAUUAUCUACUUCUCUAACAAUAAUAAUUCUUUCGAAAUUUACAUAAUAAUCAUGAAUAUGCAAAAAGAAAUAUAAAAGGGAAAUAGUUACUAUAUUAUUACAGUAAACUUUGUUGUACUAAGAAUAACGUAACAUCAAACUUUAACAAAAAUAAAAAUUUAUAUUUUCAAAUUAAGUAAUUAGAUAUACAUUAUAUAACUCUAAUAGAGAUUAUAAUAAAUGUGGCAAAUUUGUAUUUGUAACUUGAUAUAUUCAUAAAGGAAAUGGACAAAACGAAAGUAGACAAACAAUAUUGAAUGACAACGCAUAUUUUUACAAUAAUAGGUAUUCCACUGGAUACUUUAAAAAGUUCUUAAAGCGAACUAAGCACGAAACGGCUCUCAUUGACCGCAUUAAAAAGGAAUACACGUAAUUUACCGAAUCCGAAGCGCAGUUUUUGUGAAACGAAAUAGCAACAUGAAAGAACAGAAAUAUAAACUUUUUGCAAUUAUUUUAUCCUGCAUACUUUGCACUAAUACAUGUGCCGGUGCCAGUAUUAAUGGAAUAAACUCAAAUGAUAGCGUCGCUAUUCGUCAAAAUAAUCUUGUGGUUCAGGAUCUAUUAAGAAUAGUAUCACUAUUAUAUAAUAUUCCACUGAUAGGCUCUCUAUUAGCUAAUGUACCUGCACUAUUCAUCAAUUACAUUGUUAGAUUCGAGAAUUUGACAAAUAAUGUCCUGGACAAAAUUCUACGCAAUUCCUUACCAUGUACGAUAACGGUUAACGAUAUUGAGUGCGAAGGGAUAUCAAAAAAUGGCGGUUUAAUAUCUAUUAUCAAACACGCAGUUGAUACAAUGCCCAGUACUAGGCUAUUUAACAUCACAAAACAAGUUUUAGAUUUGAUAACAUUAGCACUUGAAGUUCUGUCUCUGCAGCAAUAUUAAUAAAUUUAAAUAUAUCUUCAUAAAAAAGUUAA